Messenger RNA from Brienomyrus brachyistius, 18774 nucleotides. It is a transcript of the gene kmt2d, whose product is annotated as lysine (K)-specific methyltransferase 2D. Gene Ontology annotation, cellular component: nucleus; MLL3/4 complex. The record is from RefSeq and is a predicted model, not a curated record. Gene Ontology annotation, biological process: positive regulation of transcription by RNA polymerase II. The coding region runs from base 960 to 15989 and encodes 5009 amino acids. Lineage: Eukaryota; Metazoa; Chordata; Actinopteri; Osteoglossiformes; Mormyridae. The transcript is spliced from 54 exons. Gene Ontology annotation, molecular function: histone binding; transcription coactivator activity; histone H3K4 methyltransferase activity.
GUUUUGCAAGAUGUGUCCUUCCUCAAGUUCCCCAGCUCUAAAAUAUCUACUGCUUUUUCUCUGCCGAGGACAAAAAAAAGAUAACGGAAUUAUGAGGCAAGAUAAUCUGGAAGUUUGAGAAGUGAAAUCGUAUAAAUUGGAAAACGGUUUGCGUCUUUCGUUUUGUUUAAAAUGGUAUAUUUGUGUUGUAAGCAUAUGUUCGAAUAAAAAAAGAAAAAAGUGGCGCCCAUGGGAGUUUAUUUCUCAGUGGUCAAAAUGGCCUCCCUUACAGACUCCCCUCUCUGCUAUUCAAAAUCCCCACUUUUGCUCUCGUUAGAAUUAAAAUACUGUCUUACCAAACAUAGAUAACCAUUUAGGAGCUGGCAUGCUAUACAAAACAAAACAAGAGCAGCGGAAAGAAAAAAAAAUCCCAUUAGCUCGCAUCACAGUUUUCGCAACGCGUUAGCCACCAGGCAACUAGACGGAACAAGCCAGUCUCUUCGAGUGGGUGACUGGAGCAUUAAACUGAAGUUUGGCAGCACGGCAAGAAGGUUAAAUGCCCUUCCAUGCAAUCUGUGGCAAAUGCACAAUAACCCAGUUUCAGGGAAGCGUUUUUGUUCGGCCUUAGAAAUGUUUUAGGGGGUGGGGGGACAAGCGCCUGUAUAACGUGAGCACAACCAAAAAACACUGUUAUUGCAACCUGCCGGACACAGCUUCGACCGAUCUAGGACACCGAGAUCAGAGAUUGCAGGGAUUAGUUCUGUUUGGACUCCGGCGUGGAGGAAAGGUGGACAUCAUAUUUGCUGGAUCUCCAUCUGCCACUUUCCUGCUUCGUGCGUUGAUCUACCUAAAGCCAUCAGCACAAAUGCCAGCCGCCGUGUUGGCGAUUCAUCUUCGGUGGAUUGUUCUGAUGUACGAAGACAUACGGAUACUGUAACAAAAUAAGGUCUCUUUCAAAGAGAUCGAGGUGGGGAGAAGGAAUGGACGAGCAGAAGUCUAACUGCGAAGAGAAUGAUUCUGAAGCGGCAGCGGACGACAACGUCUCUCCAAAGGGCAGCGUCCUCCCUGCGGAGGAGUACCAUGCCCCCUCACCUAGGGAGGAAACUCGAGGGGCAUCAGAGGGCACGUCUCACGUGCCUAGUGAGGCCGCUCGAACAUGUGCACUCUGCGGCUGUGCCGAGCGCAGUCUGCACGGGCAGCGAGAGCUCCGACGUUUCAGUGCCGCCCCUGGUCAGCUGCCUCUGGAGGCCCAGGGCGCCUAUACCCCAGAGCCGGGCACUGACGACCUGUCCUCCAUGGGCUUUCCUGACGGCACGCUUGCUGCCUCGCUCUUCGAUAGUGCAGGGCACUGCUGGGUCCACCACUGGUGCGCGAUGUGGUCGGACGGAGUGAGAGCAGCAGACGGCGAGGAGCUGGAGGGUGUGGAGAAGGCCAUCAUCUCAGGGAUAGAACAGCGAUGUGAAUACUGUAAUAGGCUGGGUGCUACCAUUCGGUGCCAGGCGGGGGGCUGCUCACGCUUUUACCACUUCCCCUGCUCGGCGGCCAGUGGGUCAUUUCAGUCCAUGAAGCUACUGGCCCUCUUGUGCGUGGACCACAUAGACCUGGCCACGGAGAUAGCAGGCGAGGAGGCACGUUGUGCAGUGUGUGACUCGGCGGGGGAGCUGCCUGGCCUGCUGUUCUGCACGGGCUGCGGGCAGCACUACCAUGCCGGCUGCCUGGAAAUCAGCGCCACCCCGCUGCAGCGCUCUGGCUGGCAGUGCCCUGAGUGCAAGGUCUGCCAGACCUGCAGGCAGCCCGGGGAAGACUCCAUGAUGCUUGUGUGUGAGGCCUGUGAUAAGGGCUACCACACAUUCUGCUUGCAGCCGGCCAUGGACUCCCUACCCUCUGACCCCUGGAAGUGCAGGCGCUGCCGGAUCUGCAGUGUUUGUGGGGCGCGAGGUUUGUCCCUGCCAUGUUCCACGCAGUGGUUUGAGAACUACACGGUGUGUGACAGCUGCCAGCCGCCGCUCGCCGUAGCCGAGUGUGCGGUCUGUGGCCGGCAGGCUGGUCCCUCCGCUGUCCUGCAUCGCUGCUCCGUGUGCCACAGGAUGGUGCACCUUGGAUGUGCUUCUCCGUCGGAUUCUCCGGAAGAUAAAUACACCUGUUCCCUGUGCCGAGAGCCUCCGCUGCCGCCGGCACAGGAGGUCGUCGUCACGCCGACGUCGCCAGCUGGUCAGACGGCCCCCGAGGCGGAGACCCCGUCAGAGGCCCGGGACAGCGCUGCACCACCAGCGCAGGAGGGGACGGAAACGGGAGUCUCAGCAGAGCCUGAAACCCCGAUGGAGGAAGAAUCACCCCUGGAGACGCCGGGAGGGUCUGCGGAGCAGCUUCCUGUCUUGGCCGCGGCCGCAGAAGAAACCACAGGCGAUGAGCCAUCUGAAGCUGUAGCCCAGCCUCCCCAGGACAACAUGGACCCCCAAACACUGGGUGUGGCAGAUGAGGAAAUGGACAGUGGAGAGCAGGAGAAAGAGACCCAGGUUCAGGCAUCUAGUGUGUCUGCACAAGAGGAGGAAGAAAGCAGCUUUGAGGGUGUGUGCACCAGUCAGGCUUCCCCUCUAGCCGCACGGUGUCCUGUGAGCCCGCCCAGAGAAACCCAGGAGGCGGAGCCUGUUACUGUGGUCAGAGAGAAGUGUGAGUCUACGGAGCCGACUGAAGUAGAACCAAGGACUAAUCCCUUGACACCUCAGGUAGAAGCCCCUUCUGCAGACAUGGACACUCGGGCUAAUCAGGUGGAAGAAGAUGAGGAAGAAGAAGAAGAGGAGGAGGUGGAAGAGCUGGGUGGUACCAAGCAAGACUUUCAGGAUGAGCUCAAGAUCAAGCAAGAGCAGGAGCUUCUGGAAAUUGGUGCCAAGCAAGACCUCCUCCUGGAUGAGAUGUCCAACAUGAGUCAUGGAGAUGGCAGCAGCAGCGGCUUCCUGGGCUCCCCUGAGGAGGCCGAGCUGCAGACACACUCCGCAGAGCUGAGUCUGGUGCCAGCAGGCAGGCCGCGCUCCGAUUCGCUGCUCACAGAGACCGACGACUCUCUGCCCUUUGACCCCUUGAAACCUGAUGGGGACAAGAUCAAGAGGAGAGGCUCUCCUGGUCGCUCACGGGUGAAGCAGGGCCGGAGCAGUAGUUUUCCAGGGAAACGGCGCCCCCGUGGGGGCGGUAGCGGAAGGGGUCGUGGCAGGUCUCGCCUCAAAGCCAUGGCAUCCUGCAUUGAUGCCUUCCUGCUGAGUAUGACUGCAGACACUGCACUUGGCAAAGAUGAAGAGGAGGAGGAAGAUGACACGAUGCAGAACACCGUGGUGCUCUUUUCCAGCACGGACAAGUUCGUCCUGCUGCAGGACAUGUGCGUCGUAUGUGGCAGCUUUGGCCGUGGAGCGGAAGGGCAGCUACUGGCCUGUGCCCAGUGCGCCCAGUGUUACCACCCCUACUGUGUGAACAGCAAGAUCACCAAGAUGAUGCUGUAUAAGGGCUGGCGCUGCCUGGAGUGCAUCGUGUGCGAGGUGUGCGGCAAGGCCUCGGACCCUGCCCGGCUGCUGCUGUGCGACGACUGUGACAUCAGCUACCAUACCUACUGCCUGGACCCCCCCCUGCAGACCGUGCCCAAGGGCGGCUGGAAGUGCAAGUGGUGUGUGUAUUGCAUGCAGUGUGGGGCUCGCUCUCCUGGCUUCCACUGCGAGUGGCAGAACAACUACACACACUGUGGGCCCUGUGCCAGCCUGGUCACAUGCCCUGUGUGCCGUGAGAACUUCAUGGAAGAGGAGCUGUUGCUGCAGUGCCAGCACUGCGAUCGAUGGGUCCACGCGGUCUGUGAGGGCCUCUACACCGAAGACGAGGUGGAGCAGGCAUCUGAUGAAGGUUUUGCCUGCUCUGCUUGCUCUCCUUUUGUGCCCAAGCCUGUUGUAGUGGAAACACCCAUAGUCCCUGCAGUGAAAAUAAAAGAACCAGAACCGCAGAUCUACCGGCUGGAGGGCGUGUGGCUGACGGAGGCAGGCAUGUCAGUGCUGCGCAGCAUCUCCAUGUCCCCGCUGCAGAAGAGGAGGCAGCGGCGCUCCCGCUCGGGCCCAUUUGGGCUGGAGGCUGGCGAGGGGGAGCAGGAAGAGGCCCGAGGUGGAGGGGAGCCCAUGGAGUGUGGACCCAAACCAGAGGCCCCUGGGAGCCCUGAGCGGGAGGGGGGUCCUGACCGGGACCUGGGACCUGAAGACGGCAUAGAGGCUGCUGGUGACGGAGAUGGGAUGAAGGGCGUGGCAGAGGAGGCUGAUGAUGGGAAGAAGAGGAAGAGGAAGCCCUACAGACCAGGUAUUGGUGGAUUUAUGGUGAGGCAGAGAAAGUGUAACUUCAGGGCAAAGAAGGGGCUGAUCCAGCCGCCGGUGGACGUGAUGGUGGCCGAAGGGCAGCCCCCCGAGAGAACUGCAGAGGAAGCGUCCCACCCGGACACCCCUGUGGAGGUUCCACCUGAGGCGAAAGCGGCCGAGAUAGAAGGGGAUCAAGCCAAGAAGCGCAGAGGCAGGAAGAAGAGCAAGCUGGAAGACAUGUUCCCAGUGUACCUCCAGGAGGCUUUCUUUGGGAAGACUCUCUUGGAUCUCAGUAAGAAAGCUCUGCAGCUUCCUCCUGGGCAGAAACAGACUCAGCCUGCCGUCCGUCUCCCCCGUCCUGCGGCAUCUGCUACCGUAGAGCCGGGCGCUCAGGUUGUGGCCCCUGACUCAGAAGAAACCAAAGAGGACUGUGACCCACUACUGAAAAAGGAGAACGGCUGCAGUGUGGAGGCUCUGGCAGCGGGAGCAGGAGCAGCUGGGCCGUCUCCCUUUCCCAAAGACCAGACUGCCAGUGACUCCCAAGCCCCCGGUGCAGUCAAGCCUGAAGGGCUUCCUCAGGGUGUAGAGAGCCAAGAUACUGAGCAGUUCUUCCGGAAGGUGCUGGGUGUGACUGAGUGCGCCUCUGUAGGUGGGACCUUGCAGGGUGACGUCGCAUCCAUCAUGGAGCCCGUGAAGGUGGAGCUCAGCCGCAGUGGGCUGCCACAGAGGGGCCUCCCUCCAGGUGCUUCUCUGCCAGGGUCGCUGCCAUCUGCGGGAGUAAUGGAGACCUUCCCCCCUCUCUCCCAGUCCUCGUACUUUGAUGUCCGAGACCGGGGAGAAUUGUUCAGCCCAGACCAGGGAGAUGAGAGUCCCUGGGCAGCCCCCUCCACACCAGCCACACCUCCGACCCCCACCGAACCGGAAGGCGAUGGCCUCUCCUACAACCAGCGCAGCCUCCAACGCUGGGAGAAGGACGAGGAGCUGGGGGAGCUGUCCACCAUUUCCCCCGUGCUCUACGCCAACAUCAACUUCCCCCACCUGAAGCAGGACUACCCAGACUGGACAAACCGUUGCAAACAGAUCAUGAAGAUCUGGAGGAAAGUGCUGGCUGCUGACAAGGUUCCCUUUUUGCAAAAGGCCAAAGACAACAGAGCUGCUCAGCGAAUUAACAAGGCGCAGAAGGCUGAGGUUCAGGUUGCCCGUCCCGUGAAGACUGAGGCUGGUCGCCCCAAAGAUCGGCCCCACCUCCACCUCCAGAUCCCUCCCCCAUCAGGAUUCCUCUCCACUCCCUCCCAGCCUAGCUCGGCUGAGAUGCCGUACCCCAUCCCCUCAGACUCGGGGACAUCUGCAGCCCUCUACCCAGAAGGAGCGUUCAAAGUGGAAGAUCUGCAUACAGACUCCUUGGCUAAGCUACCCCCACCAUCCCCUUGUUCUCACUCUCAGCCCUCCACACCGUACUCCCAGCCUGCCUCAAACCCCUUGAUGCCCCCAUCUUCACAUGCCCAUCUUUCGAUGGGCGCACCUCAGGGCCGGCCACCCAGCUUGGGCUCCGUCGACAUGCAUCCAGGGACGCCCGGGACACCCAACAGAGUGGAUCCAUUCUGUAGACAUCAACCACAGCAGGGGCACCCGCUACAUUCUCUACAACAGGCCCCCCAGGAGGCGCUGGGUCCCCCAGAAAGCACUUUCUCUAAAGCCAGUGGCCCAGGGGACUCCCCUCUCUUAUUGCAGACUCAUUCCUCACAUUUUGGAGACCCUGUCCGGCGCCAAGAGUAUGGCUCGGCCCCAUCUCCUGCUGCGGCUUCCUCGUCUCCAGCUGGUGCGGGUCAGCACCGGCCAGACUUCUUGGGGGUGCCCUCUCCCCGCUCCUCUUCAGCAGUGCGCCAGGACCUCGGCUCUGGCUCUCCUGCAGGGAUGCUGGAGGCCGGGGACGGACUGUUCAAGGCACCCUUGACUCCCCGGAACCAUCAAGGGGAUGCAGCCGGUGUGCCGGGCUUCAUCCCACCCAGUGCCUCUCCCAAUCAAGCUUUGGAGGGGUACCGUCAGUCACCUUCCACCCCUUUUUCAGACCCUUAUGCCCAGCCUCCACUCACACCCCGACCCCCAUCAAGAGAGAACUGCCCUUGCUUGCCCUCACGGCCUCUUCCUGCCCUGCAAGACUCCUGCUCCAGAGUGCCGUCCAGCCCCCAGUCGCAGGGUAGCUCUCAGUCGCCCCUGUCCAAUGACGCGUUCUCUGUGCAGUCCCCUCGCUUCCAGUCCCCUUCCAGUCCCUACUCUCGCCCACCGUCGCGCCCACAGUCUAGGGACCCCUUUGCUUCUCUGCACAAACCACCCCGGCCUUCCUCUGCCACUCCAGAGGGCAGCCCAGCUUUCCGGGCCUCUCCCCAACUUGGUCAGCAGCUUCCCCUGCCUCCCCCCUCUCCUGCCCUGGUAGACCCUCUCUCAGGAAAGCCUGCUGGAUCCCCUUCUUUUAAUCGUAGCCCUAACAUGGCCAUGUUUCCUGGGACACAGUCCCAGGUCAGCAUGCCUUUUGGGGAAUGCCAGCCACCCCAGCCUCAGUCCCACCCCACGACUGACACAUUCCCAGCCAGAAUGUCCCUGCCUCCUGGGAUGCCUGACAGUGGGUCUCCGCGGGUGCCGGACACUGCACAUGUUCCGAACAUGGCAGGGACCCAGGAGCUGCCUGACAUCUCUGUGAGCCAGGACCCUGGGCUCAUCGGCCUUAGCCCCUCGGAGCUGGAGAAGCACAGACAGAGACAAAGGCUGAGAGAACUAUUGAAACGGCAACAAAUGCAAAGAAACUCACUCAGGCAGGAGAAGGAAGCUGCUUCUGCCAAUGGUGGCGCCUCCAGUUGGCCUGGGGGAGAAAUGGCUCACUAUCAGCAGGAUACCAGUCAGCGUGCACCACCUCCUUAUCCCCAGGACAGGCUUGGUGCUGCCCCGGGUGCAGCUCCGCUGAUGAGAACUGUUCCUCCUGCAAUCGGCUCUGUGGAUAGCAAGUUAAACUGUCCACCACCUUCUGGGACACCUACAGUGGUGGAUCCUACAACAUUCAGACCCCCAGGGCCAAGCAAUCCACAGGGUCUGUAUCCUCGCCUUCCUUUCCAUCCUCAGUGGCAGAGGCAGGCCACUGCUCUCCGGAGGUUUCCCCCACCAUCCAGUGUGGAAGCAGAGGGAUCCAGACAUCACCCCGGUGCUCCUGUGAACCAUCCCCUCAACCUACCAGCAGGAAUGCAGGCACUUGGCACCUCUCAUGCCCCAGGACCAGGCCAGGGAGGGGAGGCCCUACAAAACUGUACACCAAGAGCACCGCUACAGUUCAUAGAGCUGAGGCACAACUCUCAGAGAAUGCCUGUGGGGCCACAGUUCUCACCACGAGGACCACAACCUCGGCCACGUGUUUACAUGCCGCAGCAAGACAUGGGUGCCCCUUUCAUGCAACGUUCCCUGCCUCUGCCCACUCCAUCUCACCAGCCCCAGACAUUGCCCCCUACCCUGUCUUCCCUAGCAGAAGGUACCCAGGACCCCAGGCUGGGAAUGCAGCAAGAUAACCUGGCUUUUGUACCACCCCAGAAAAUCACACCUCAAGCUUUGAUGACGCCUCAAAAUCCCAACCCUGAGACCCAGCCUGGAACCCACCAACCAGUUCGACAGGCAAUUCCUUUAGGGGAACCAAAGGCUGCCCCUGUAGCCAUUCCUGCUAGGGCAUGCACCCUUGACAUUGCAGAACCGGACAUGGAAGAUCCCUUUGUUCCUAAAGAGCUGGCAGGGCCAGGAGAUGAAGAGGAUGACCUUCCCCCAUUAGAUCUGGAUCCCGAUAAGGGGGAUGAUGAUUUAGGCAACUUGGACAACUUGGAGACUGCCGACCCACACUUGGAUGACCUGCUGAAGUGUGAUGAGUUUGACAUUCUGGCUUAUACAGACCCAGAACUUGACCAGGGUGACCCUAAGGAUGUAUUUUCUGAUCAGUUAACCCUAGUAGAAGCAGAAAUUGAGGUCCCAGGACCUUCUUCCACUGCUGCUCCUAACAUCAAGGUUGAAGGGAAGUCAAAGCUGGGCUUGUCACAGCAGGAUCCUCGUACUGCUUCCACAUCCUCUGGUUCAGUUGCUCCAUCAAAUUCUGGGCCAUCCGCCCCCUCCUCUUGUCUAUCUGUGCGUUCAGGCCCAUCUGGGGAACCUGUAAUUAAACUUGAAGAUGCCGUUUUGGGUUCUGGGCUGACUGGCUCUCAAGCCCCAACAUGCUGCCAUCUAGCCGAGGCAGACACACGACAACCAGGACCAUCAGGGGUGGGAGAAGCAGCCUCUGUGCUUCUUCCUGAAACCACAACAACCACCAAACCUCCCAACACUCAGUCCACCAACUCUGCUUCUCUGAGCUCUGUUAGGAUAGGAGGAAUUCCAUAUUCUCUUCCUGACCAUCUGUCUUUCCCAUCAGCUCCCACAAAUACUGACCUGGAUGAAGACCCUCUUGGGCUGCCAGGUGGCAGUGGUCAGCACUCUCCUUCUGUUGAUCUGAAAGUGGAAAGCUCUCUGGAGGAGAGUGAACUCCCGCUGUUGAUUCAAGACCUUCUUGAGCAUGAGAAGAAAGAGCUUCAAAAGCAACAACAGCUCAGUUCUUUCCAGCAAGCAGGAAUGAAUACACAUAUCCAUGGCCUUCCUCCUCAGGACGCAAACCAGGGCCUUCUCAGUCAGCACCAGUGCUCACCUCCCCAAGGGCUCAUGGGUCAGGCGGGAAUGGUGCCCAGGCCACCACACAUGCUGUCUCCUCAGCAGCAAAGGAUGCUGGGAACUCAGAUGACCGCACAGUCCCACAUGGCUAUGGCUCAGCAGCAGGCCAUGAUCAGAGCUGGGCAAUCCGGAGGAAUCCUCAGAACAACCAAUCCACCACCGCCACAGCAGCCAGUGACGAAACAGGCACAAGUGCCGGACAACUUCUAUCAAGACAAAGAUCUUGAGAAGUUUGCAGCUGAUGAUAUUAUGGACCCUAUUGCCAAAGCAAAAAUGGUGGCUCUGAAGGGCAUAAAGAGAGUGAUGGCUCAAGGCAGCAUUGGCGUGCCACCUGGCAUCAACAGGCAGCAGGUUUCCCUGUUGGCUCAGAAACUAGGCACAGGACCAAGUGCUAGUGAUACCCAAGGCAGGAUGCACACAGGACUGGCAAAUGAAGGGGAGAGCAGUGACCCAAUGCAGUGUAGACCCAACCCACCUCAGUUUGUUCAGGGGAUUAUCAAUGACACAGAGCAGCACCAGUAUGAAGAAUGGCUGCUGCAUACCCAACAGCUCUUGCAGAUGCAGCUCAAAUUCUUGGAGGAGCAGAUCGGCGUGCACCGCAAGUCCCGCAAGGCGCUCUGUGCCAAGCAACGCACGGCCAAGAAGGCUGGCCGGGAGUUUGCUGAGGCCGAUGCCGAGAAGCUGAAACUGGUUACCGAACAGCAGAGCAAAAUACAGAAACAGCUGGAUCAGGUUCGCAAGCAGCAGAAGGAGCAUACCAAUCUGAUGGCGGAAUAUCGCAGCAAACAGCAGCAGCACCAACAUCAACAGGGCUCUGCACUGCUGGCCCCAAGUCCAACGACACAAGGUCCCCGUAUGCUUUCCAAGCUUCCUGGACAGAUGGUGAUGGGCCAGCAGGGGGCUCCUAUGAUGGGCCAGCAGUCUAUAUGCAUGCCAGUGAGAUCUCCAGGUCAGGCUUUCCCUAUGGGUUCUCCACCUGGGACCUCUUCAAGUUUCUUCCCCCAAGGUUCUGGAGCCCACGUGCCGGACGCAAGGCAGCUGCAGCUGCAGCAUCAACACAGAAUGCAGAUGGUCCAGAAAUUGCAACAACAGCAAGGAAUGAUGGCACAGCAGCCCAUACUGCCUCAGCAGCCAGGAAUGUUGAGUCAGCAGCAAGGGAGUUUAGUUGGACAACCACAGCAAGGCAUGAUGGGUAGUCAUCUGACCCAGCAGCAACCAGCUAUACAACCUGGGAUGAUGGGUAACCAGCAAGGUCAGACAGGCCAAAUGCAGGCCCCACAAGGCAUGAUUAUGGAGCAGGCCAUAGCACACGCACAAUCGAACAUGUUGGCAGGGCAGCAGACGGUGAUAGGAAACCAGGCACCUUUGCAGCAUAAGCAGAGUCCACAGGUUCUGAUCGGCCAGCAAGGAGCAGUGGAUCCCCAGCAGCAGGUUUUCAGAGGACCGCAAGCUUCUCUCACACCACAGCAGCAGAUGGUCCUUUCCCAGCAGCAACCAACUGCUGUUAAGAAUCCGUUACAGCUGCAUCCAGUUCAACAUCGCCAGUUUUCACAAGGCUUUUUAAACCAAAACAAUCCACAGCCAGACUUGGGAAACCAUCCUCAGCCUGCUCUGCCUCAAGUAGGCAGAUCCCCAGCAGAUCCCCAACAGCUCGGGGGACCCACCCCUCAGUCUCACCACUCUAGGGAUGGUUCACAGCUACAAGGCCCCGUUGAUGCAUUGCAGCAUCCCCAGGAAGUCCAAACCUCGGGUUCCAAACAGGCUGUGAUACUCAGUCCAAGAACACCCCCACAGCAACAGGGUGCCCCCACUCCAAUACCCAUACAGCAUCCAGGAGCUGCUGGGGAACAGCAGCAUCAGCAGACCCAUGUCUUUAUGGCUCAGCAGCAGCAAGCCCAGCAGAUAGCAAUCCCCUCUCCAUUGUCCGGAGCUGAGCAACAGCAGAGCUAUUUAAGCAACGUGCAAGCAGCCAUGUCUUCCCAAGUGCAGCAGCAGCAGCUUCCACUGCAGAGGCAAAGCUCUGUUGAAGAGAAGUUGGUCACAGUGAAGCAGGAAGGACAGUCAAUGUGUUACAUGACCCAGCAGCAGGAAUCGUUAAUUGGCCAACAACCUCGAGAAGUAAUGGGGCAACAGCAUGAAGCGAUGGGGCAGUUGCAAGGCAUGAGUCAAUCUGAUCAGGCCCAGAAAAAUGUUCUGUCUCAUCCUAGCCAGCAACAAGUUCUUCUGGCCCAGCAGCAGAAACAAGCAAUGAAUCAGAUGGGUAUGAUAAGGGGCCCGCGUGGACUAAUGGGUCAGAGACCCGGAAUGCCCCUCGCUCAGCCUCGGGCAACUGUCAAUCUCCAGGCUUUAAUUGCACAAAACCCUCAGCUACGUCACCUCCCCCCACAGCAAAUCCAAGCCAUGAUUGCCCAGCGACAACUCCAGCACAACCAGAUGCUGAGGAUGUCCGCAAACCAAGGGCAACCCCUGGGUCCAGUCCACCUUCAGGGUCAGCAGGACCGGCCCCAACAACUCCCAACACAUCUCCUUCAACAUGGAUCGCUGGGACAGCAAGGGGCUGUGGGUUCACCCCGGCAACCGGUAAUGAUGGAUCGAUUUCCAGGAAUGGCACCCCAGCUGCAACGAGGCGCCUUCGGCCCACCGCAGCAGCCUCCACCGUCUAAUAUGAUGGUCGAGUCACAGAAACAGCAUCAAAUGAAUCCGUCCCCACAACAUGGCCCCUCACACCAGCACAGUUUCGUUUCCCAGCAGCAAUCAAUGUUGCAGCAGCAGCAAAUGGCAAGGGGACAAACACCUGUGUCACUCAGUUCGAUGGGUCAGGGCCAUGUGGUUCCUCAGGUGGCCAUGUCACCUCAUCAGGCUCUAAAACAAAACUCACCUGGAGAUCCUUCUGCGCAGCUACAUUCCCAAGUCCACCCCAUGGGUAUACAUCAGCCAUCUCCAACACAGACAAUGCCAUGCAGGCUGGCUUCCAAACCACUAGCCUCGAGCCCGUUUCAGGCCUGUCCUGCUACUGUUGGCUCCCCAGCAGGCUUAAAGCAUUCUGCCUCCCCAGACUUGAGCCUGCUGUCUGCCAUCCAAAAACAAGAAUCUAAUUUGAGCACAGCUUCCAACAGCAAACCAGACAUGGGUAAACCUCCAGUGCCAGCCCAUGUUGCCUCUCCCAAAAAAUAUUCCCAGGCAUCUGGCAUGAGGGCUUUCAGUCAGGCAGCAGAGCCCAGAGACUCACCCUUGAGUGGAGCUAAUGGGUCUAAUGAUUCAGCAGGUCUGAAGCCUGACCCUCAGACCUCGGAGAAAUUAUCAAACAAUGGGACUUCGCUUAUCCAAGUUAAUGGCCCCGCUUGCCAGUCUGGAGAGAAUUCACAGCACGCAUCACCGCAGAACCAGCUGCCUCAGCAAGCCCAGGCCCGAAGUGGAGAGGCUCUAUGCCGGAUGACUCUGGAGAACAUCAAACAAGAGCCCAGAGAGAUGCAGUGUGAUACACGGGUAGGAGAAGCAGCCAGCACCGGAGGCAUAAAGCGAGAGGCGAAUGUGGAAACUCUGGCUUCUAGAGGUGUGACAGGCCUUAAUACAAUCAGUCCAGAGAACCCUGCAUUGCCCUCAGGCCCCCAUGUCCCACGGACUGAGACCGGGCAGCAGCUGCUGCAGAAGCUCCUUCGAACCAAAAACCUGCAGCUUGCGGCUCAAAGGUCCUCGGAUGACACUGCCAAUGAGAUGAACGGGCACAUUAACAGUAAACUAGCUAUGCUGGAGCAGAAACUGCAAGGGGCUCCCCCCAGCAUGGAGGAUCUGCAGUCCAUCUCCAAAAAGGCUCCUCCCCCGAAGGCGAAGCGAACCGCCAAGGCUGGCGAGCGAGUACCAAACUCUCGAAAAAAGACUAAAAAGGAGGAUGUGGGGAGAAGUGCAGAAGCCCUAAUGAAGCAGCUGAAGCAGGAGUCUCUGAAGUCCCUCCUGCCUCUGAUGGAGCCCUCCAUCACUGCCAGCCUGGAUCUGUUUGCGCCUUUUGGCAGCGGACCAGCUAGUGGCAAGGCGCAGCUGAAGGGCUCCUUUGGAAAUGCAGUCCUGGAUAAUAUCCCAGACUAUUACUCUCAGCUGCUUGCAAAGAACAACCUGAGUAACCCACCGACGCCGCCAUCCUCGCUACCCCCCACUCCACCGCCCUCUGUGCAGCACAAAAUGCUGAAUGGGGUCACUGCUGUGGAAGAACUGACAGUAUCUCGGAAGGAUGCUGAAGGCCCUGAGGAGAACCUGCGCUCUGCGGCCGAGGAGGUGAAGGGUGUGGACCUGCUGGCCGCUCUGCCCACACCCCCGCACAACCAGAACGAGGACAUCAGAAGGAUGGAGAGCGAUGAGGACAGCGACGCUUCAGAAGGCAUCGUGCCCCCCUCCUCCCCCGAGAGCGUUCUGGGCGAUGAAGCUCAGCGCUUUCCCCUUCUGAGGGAACCCAAACUGGAGGAGGAUGAGAGGGCCAUCUCCCCCAUCAUCCCACUCAUCCCCCAGACCUCAAUCCCAGUUUUUCCUGAGAAUAAGCCUCUGCAAGGACUCAGUGUAUCCCUGGAGCAUGGGGGGAAGGUCACACCUGGAGCUGGUUCUUGGGACAAAGCCAAAGGCAGGGAGGUGUCUGUCACCUUCACUGUGUCUGCUGCCGCAGCAAAGAAUCUGAGCACAGUGAUGGUGGCUGUGGCCCAGCUCCUACAAAUGCGGAUGCCUGCGUCUUACGAAGUGGCCUUUCCCCAGAGUCCAGGUCGGGCAGGGAAUGGAGAGCAAGGCAGCGCACCCGACGCAACAACCACUGCCGAGACUCCGUGCCAAAAUCCAGAAAGUGCAGACUGGCUGAAGCAGUUUGACGUCUCUCUGCCUGGCUGUACUCUGAAGAAGCCGGUGGACAUCCUGUCCCUCAUUAAACAGGAGGAUGAAGAACAAGGAGACAAGCCAGUUCAGCACUGCUAUUCGACUAAUGUGUCAGAUUUAGACGUACGCCACCUUCCCAUCUUUCCCGCGGAGGCUUCUCCACCACCUUCUCCCUCCCCUCCUCCGCCACCACCCCCUCCGCCUGGACUGCAGGACCUUGUCCGGUCUGCCUUUCCCCUCACCUCCAGCCCUUUGACCGUCAACGUCAAGAGUGAGCCAGAGCAGGACCCCAUCCUACAGCCCCUACUGUCUCUUCCAACCGAGGCUGUGACCCCGCAGGUGGGCGCCUCUCCCAUACACGACUCCUCCCCAAAGACUUGCAAGCAGCGCAGCCGUCCGCUACCAGAGGAGUGCGAGGAGGCACGGCCCAAGGAGAAAAAGUGGAAGGGGCUGCGCUGGAAGCGGCUGCAGCUGGUCAUCGCCAUCCGCAAGGGCGGCUCGCGCAAGGAGAGCAGCAGGGAGGUGUCCGAGCUCAUGGAGCGGCUGCGCAUCACGCUACGGCCUGACAAACUGCCCCGCGACAGGCGUAAAUGCUGCUUCUGCCACGAGGAGGGUGACGGCGCCACUGACGGGCCGGCACGCCUGCUCAACAUUGACGUGGACUUGUGGGUGCACCUCAACUGUGCAUUGUGGUCCACGGAGGUUUAUGAGACUCAGGGCGGGGCGCUCAUCAAUGUAGAGGUGGCACUGCGCCGGGGGCUGCGCACACGCUGCACUUGCUGCCAGAAAACAGGCGCCACCAACAGCUGCAACCGGUUACGCUGCCCCAAUGUGUACCACUUUGCCUGCGCCAUUCGCGCACGAUGCAUGUUCUUCAAGGACAAGACCAUGCUGUGCACGCAGCACAAGCUCAAGGGUCCCAGUGAAGAAGAGCUCAGCAACUUCGCCGUCUUCCGCCGUGUCUACAUCGAGCGGGACGACGUGAAGCAGAUCGCCUGCAUCCUGCAGCGCGGCGACCGUGUCCACAUGUUCCGAGUUGGUGGCCUCAUCUUCCAUUCUGUGGGUCACCUGCUGCCUUCUCAGAUGGUCGCCUUCCACUCACCCACCGCCAUCUUUCCUGUGGGCUACGAGGCCACGCGUAUCUACUGGAGCACCCGGGUGCCCAACCGGCGUUGCCGCUACCGCUGCCGCAUCGGUGAGGCAGACGGCCGGCCGCUCUUUGAGGUGCGGGUGCUGGAGCAGGGGCAGGAGGACCUGCACUUCCGGGACAGCACUCCUGAUGGGAUCUGGAGCUGUGUGGUGGAGCAGGUGGCUAAGCUGCGCCAAGAAGCUUCCAUGCUGAAACUCUUCACCGAGCACGUGAAGGGUGAGGAGAUGUACGGCCUGACGCUGCAUGCCGUGCUGCGUAUCACGGAGUCUCUCCCCGGGGUGGAAAGCUGCCAGAAUUACGUCUUCCGAUAUGGCCGGCACCCUCUGAUGGAGCUUCCCCUCAUGAUCAACCCCACGGGCUGUGCCCGUUCCGAGCCGAAGAGCUUAACCCACUGCAAGAGGCCUCACACCUUAAACAGCACCAGUAUGUCCAAGGCUUACCAGAGCACCUUCACCGGUGAGAUCAACACACCCUACAGCAAGCAGUUUGUCCACUCCAAAUCCUCGCAGUAUCGCCGGCUAAAGACAGAGUGGAAGAACAACGUGUACCUGGCCCGCUCUCGCAUCCAGGGGCUAGGGCUGUAUGCCGCCAAAGACCUGGAGAAGCACACCAUGGUCAUCGAGUAUAUCGGCACCAUCAUCCGCAACGAGGUGGCCAACCGGAGAGAGAAGGUCUACGAGGAGCAGAACCGUGGGAUCUACAUGUUUCGGAUCAACAAUGAGCAUGUCAUUGAUGCCACGCUGACUGGCGGUCCGGCCCGUUACGUCAACCACUCUUGCGCCCCCAACUGUGUGGCUGAGGUUGUGACCUUUGACAAGGAGGACAAGAUCAUCAUCAUCUCCAGCCGCAGGAUCCCCAAGGGGGAAGAGCUGACUUAUGAUUACCAGUUUGACUUUGAGGAUGAUCAGCACAAGAUUCCCUGCCAUUGUGGAGCAUGGAACUGCCGCAAGUGGAUGAACUGACAGGGGGAACGGUGGUAGAGGAUGCCGCACUCUCCUGUUUCGGGGCCAGAACAUGUACGCUUGGGCCAAAGGCUGUUGAUUUUUAGUGGUCCAGUAAAAGCAACCUGUUCAUACAUAAAUGAAAGCAAAAAUGAAAUUGACUCUACAUUCAUAACCAGGAGCCAAAGUUUGAAUGAUGGGGAAAGUCUGUUGAUUUGGGAACAAAACAAGAAAAGACAAGCAGUUCUCUGCCAAAACCGAGCAUUUUUUAUUUUUUUUUCCUUUCCUCGCGUCCUAAUUAAUCAUGUCCAGACUGCUCCAAACUUAGGUUGAUACAAGGUAGAUUCUUAAGGUUCUUUGAAGAAGUCAUUGAAAGCCAUUUCCAAGAACCGUAAGAGGCUGAUGCAUUGGGUUGCACCUAGUACCUGAAUACAAAGUUUGCUCAUUUGUGUGGAGUAACUGUUUAUACUUUGACAAGACAAUCCUGCGGUGGCUUAUUCAUUAGAACCGUGUAUCGUGGGUGGAGACAGAAGAAAGAUACUGUCCAAAUACUGUUGAUGCUGGGUCUGGUGUCAGAAGACAGCACGUGUCUGUCGUGUAGUUGAAGGUGGGUUAGUGCGACCCAUUCUACCUCAGUGAGCAUGUAGGUUGUGGCUUUGUAAAAUAUAGUACUGCUAGUGUAGGAAUGGGACUGUGGGAGUGCUCUUGAAAAAGCUUUUUCGGACAUGCAGGGAAAAUUUUAGCAGCAGGUUUGCUCCAUCUAGAUUACAAUAAUAUGACGCAAAGUAACUAUCCCAUAUCUUUGUCAUGGAUUAUGUAUGCAGAUUAAAUGUACAGUUUGGGGCAAGAUUAUGCAGUUAGGACUUAAGUCUGAAGCCUAUUAGUAGACUCUCAGCUUAACACCAGUACUUCUGGGUUUUAUAGGGUGAAAUACUUAGCGUCAGUGGGGGUGUGUGCGUGCGCGUGGAGCUAUACUCGUGCGUGUGUGUGUGUGUGUCUGUGUGUGAAUGUUUUACAUGCAAACGCACAAAAUCAAACUUUAAAUAGCUGUGGAUGGUGUGGGUUGAUGUUAGAUAUGGACAGCUGGCUCCACAUGCUGAUUCAAGCAUAUAUGGAAUAAUUAUGGAUUUUAUUUGAAGUCACAGAUUAGUAACUGGUGUUUUGGCGUGGCUACCAAACCUUCAUUGAAGGAAGAAUAUAUUUUUUACAUUUAUUUUUACGGCAUUCGAGUAACUAUGUCAGAAUGAUAAUGUGACUACUUCUGACUUAAUUUUUCCAUGUUAAUUCCAGCGUCCCUCCUGUUUGCUUCCCUUUUGUUUUCAAACUCCACACAGCACUCGGAUGCCACUGUCACCCUGUAUGACAUAGGAGUGCACGUCUGCGCAGACCUGUCGUAUACUUACUGUAGUAUGCCUUUCCCUGCCUUAUUACAGCCAGCAGAUUCAGCGUGUUGUGGGUUUACAGGAGGUACUAUCUGUCAGAGGCUUGAAGCAAGGCAGCGAAGGGCAUAAAAAGGGCAUUAGUUUUAUUUUUACUUUUUAGAGAUAAAAACUUUAAUCUUGAAAAGGGAGCUGCAUUGUGUCUUUGCAACCUUAUAUGAUUUCCCUCUCUCUCUCGUUCCUUGACUUAUGACCUCAUCUGUUAAAAAUGCGAAAGUGUACAAAUUGUGUAUAUAUAUAUAAACGGGGUGCAAAAAAUUUGAUCGCUUAAAAUCAAUAAUAGUUAAAUAAUCAUAGAUUUUAAAAAACCAACCACUGGAUAUCAGUUUAUUAAAAGGUUUAUAUAUAUAAAUAUAUAAUGGCAGACUUACUAUUGUUAUGUAUAUGAAUUCUCCUCCUCUGUUAGCAUUUCCCACCCCUUUGUGUUCAGACUUUUUGCUGCAAGCUUGCAAGCUGGCCUGUUGCAGGAGAGAAUGUACAGAAUGUGUUUUCAGCAAUGACUUGAAUGAUGCUCAUGUGUAAGGCAAGCCCUGUAGCAAAUGAGUUCUGUUUGCCAAGUUUUGGUUUCAUUUUUAACUAUUCACCUGUCGCAAAAAUUAAAAUCGGUGAAAGUAAUCGCAGCAUUUUAAUUUCGGAAGAUUGUUCACGUACUUGCUAAUCAUGCUACUAUUAGUUUCUGUCCAAAUCUGACCUGGUGUGGUUAUAUUGAGAAGCAAUGGAAGAUUUCAAAUUUGAUUCCCCAAACACUAUUGGUAUCAUCAGUGUCACUGUUAUUCUCAUUGUCGUUUAUUUUGGGAAAAGCAUGCGUGAAACUAGAUAAUCAUCCUGUUGUCAUAUUUUUAGCCGCUGAGAUCACCUACGCGUAGAUGAGGAUGAACUGUUUUCUCAGUGUUUGUGAAAUACUACUUUAGAGGGCUAGACUUUUGCACAAAAAAUGUAAUCAGGAGUUGUGAUUUAUUUUUUUUUUUUUUCCUUUUUAUUAAAUGUUUGUCUUUAGGGGGACAAGUAUGACAGAGCAUACUAAAGCCCACUUUUUUGCCUGAAAUAUUUUGACCUGUUUAUUUUGGAUCUUAAAUUCUCUGCAAACUUAAUUUAUGAAAAAUGAUUAUAUUGAAGGUUUUUUAAAGCAUUAGCUAAUUUUUAAAAACAUGCUUCUGUACAGCACAGCUCAUUUAGGGGAGAUGACUUAAGAUUAUAAUUUCUAUUGUAUGUGGCAUGUUUUGUAUGGAUAUAAUUUUGAACUGUGUAUAUAUAUUUUUGACAACAGCAGAAAUUGUAUGUUUCUCUUUCUAUACGGCUCCCCCCUUUCCAUUUCUCACUGUCUCUGCUUUAUUUCGUUCAGAAAAUAAAACUGAAAUUUAAAUAUA